AUUCUAGGUGCAGUCGCCUUCCUAUUGGCUGUUGAACACAAAGGCGUGAUACACCGUCCGCCAUCCGUAUUUAACCUUUAUUAUCUCUACAGCAUCUAUUACGAACAGAGUAACAUACCCCUUAUCCAAGAACAGCUCUUGGAGAUACCAAAACAUCGCCUCGAAGUGCUGAGCCCUUUCUAUAUCUUACGUCGGAUAGCAACCAUCGAUAGACUAAGCCCUCACAUUCACACGUUCGCACGAUACUUAGCUGCGAGUACUGUGCUCAACGAGAGAUUCAUCAGUAUGAAACCGAGUCAAGUCGCCGCUGCAUCCUACUUUCUUUCUUAG
Colletotrichum navitas is the source of this 330-nucleotide messenger RNA. RefSeq lists its product as uncharacterized. Lineage: Eukaryota; Fungi; Ascomycota; Sordariomycetes; Glomerellales; Glomerellaceae. The annotation marks the transcript as partial. The record is from RefSeq and is a predicted model, not a curated record. The transcript has a single exon.